UUGUUGGGUGCUGAGGUAAAGUAUGUGACGUAAGAGGUUUCUCAACCAAUCGCCCUGCACCAAGGGAAAAGCGCUCAGACUCGCUAGCUGGGCGGGAUUGCGUGUGUAGGCGGAGACAUACAGUACACCCAUAAGCGGCCAUACUCGUCGGUCCGCGCACUCUUUGCUAAACUUUGAAAAGAACCGAUGAAAGCAGCCUUCUUCAGAGGAAGCGACGGAGUAAAAAAUGGCCCACGUUGUGAAGUUAAAGGGACUGGACGUGAACGCGAGUGCCGAGGACAUUCGGGACUUUUUCCCCCGUUUGCACAUCCCCGUGCACGGCGUCUGGAUCUGGAUCCUGGGAGGACCGAACCACGAGGCCUUCAUUGCCUUCAAGUCUCAAAAAGAGGCACAACGUGCUGUUCGCCACAGUGGACGUACCCUGAGAGGCUCCAAGGUGAUUAUACGCUUAAGUUGUGUUGCAGAACUGGAAAAAAAACUGCAAUACUAUGAGAAGAAGAGGAAAAAACACUCCCGUCGUGCAUCUCGGCCACGUGUAGAAGAAAGGUCCGAGGAGCCGCAAGUUUUUCACCCACCGACUUCCCCACCUCGUGAUCCUAGAAUUGCAUCAGUUUACGCUCCCACAAUUCUACCACCAACCGUGCAAAAUGGAGAUUUGCAGACUUUCGACAAGCCACAUGAUUGCAAAAUAUACUCAAAUAUUAUUCCUACGGGGGGUCUACAGAACUUUGAAAAACCAUGUGAUCCCAGGAUAGCUCCCAUUGUUAAUGGGUGUCCACAGAUACAUGAAAGGCAAUGUGAUCCCAGAACAAUUCCUGUUCCCAGUGGGGGCCCACAGGUGGGUGAUGAGUUACAUGAGCACAGAAUUUCAUCACAGAUUGUUCCCAGUGAUUUUCUACAGAUGUCCGACAAGUCGAAAUCUCCCCCAAAAUACAAACCUGUUGUUCCCAGUCAAGGUCCGUUGACAUGUGGCGAGCCACUUAAUUGUACCACUUUCUCUCCUCCUGGUGAUUGCGUACAGAAUGCUGAUCACCCAGAGACAUCAGACCCUUUACACAAGGCGUUUCUCCUGGGGGUUCGUACAGCUUUGGAAAGUUUCCAGUCCUACCCAAGUGAACAACGGGAGGUUUUGCCGGAACAUUUACAUGCAAUUAUGCCAGAGACACAGAUGUCAGGACCAGGUUACGUGAGGCUGUUUGGACUUCCAGCCUCGAUUACAAAAGAGGAUAUUAGUUUGUUCUUCCAAGGGUUGAAGGUCACGGAAGUCGUAGUCAACAUGAAGUUGGAACACCGUCACGUGUGCCUUGUCAAGUUCGACGAUAAGCAAGACUCGAUUCGUGCAGAGCAGUUCAACAACCAAUACAUGGGCCCAAUUUGUGUGGAAGUACGUAAAGCCACAGAGAAGAUGUGGAAACUAGGGUUGGAAGAGUGUGAAAGCGUUUUCCAUGAUGACGCAAGGAACUCUUUGAGAGACACAGCAAACCAGAAACAGAAAUUCAGGUUGGAGGAAAACCACAAUUCUCUCAAAAAAGCCAGACUGUUUCCUGCGUGUAAAGAGUACAUUGUCAAGGUCUGCAAUCUCCCCCUGUUGACAACGAAGACUGAAUUAAGGCAAGUGUUUGACUGUCAUGAAAUGGAAAAAUCCAAUAUACAACAUCUACUUGACAAGAACGGCGACAGAACAGAUACAGCCUUUCUAAUUUUUCACCGCAUAACGGACUGCGAACAUGCAAUGAGUCGUGACGGCUGGCUCCUUGGCUCGAACCACAUCCAAGUGUCGAUAAUUAACAGAGAUGAAAUGAUGGACAUGAAAAGGAAAAAUGACUGGCCUCUGAACCUUUCGAAGAGGAAAUCCCACGCGAGAAGCGAGAUGCUGAAAAAGAACCUGGGUGCUGACGCAAACACGUGCUUGUUAGUUCAAAACAUGCCCGAGUAUAUGAAGGAAAGCUUGAUACUUAAGCUCUCACAAAAAUAUAACAUCACAACAGACGAUAUAAUUACUUUAAAUGAUGGCAAAGCUUCUUGCACGGCCAUGGUGCAGUUUAAAUCCUUCAAACUUGUUUCCAUGGCCCAUAAACUCACCCAAGACUUAUUGGGAGAAAACGCCAUUAUAAAGCGUAUAACUGCGAAUCAAAUGAAUAUCUUUGCGAAUGAGGGCCUGCGUUAAAGGCGCGGCUUUGGAACCAAAGGCUGAAACGUUUUUAUAUGGCAAAUAUAGUGGAGGGGGAAAAUGUCAUUGCCACAACCCCCCCCCCCCCCUACUCACAGAUUCUUAGAAUUAUCACAAGCACCCCUAAAACCUUUUUUAUACCCCUGGUCCCAAUAUCAGAUUUUUGGCUGGCCUUGGAAAAACAUCCAUUUCAUCAAAGGGGAAAAAAAAGUGACAGUCUUCAAGAAACUACAUUUUUCUCCUGUAUGGUUGCUGACGUAUCCAGUUUGGUUCUUGUCGUUACAACCACUUACUUGGGAAACUUGAAUGUUCUCUUUUAGCAAGAAGAGAACUGGAAAUACAUCAUUUGUUUAUUGUAGAAAUUGACGAUUUUAGUUAGAUUAGCAUCAGAAAAUCCUUUCAAAGUCUGUGUGUGUGUGUUUUUUUUAACAAAGCAAAAA
Messenger RNA from Hippocampus zosterae (dwarf seahorse), 2610 nucleotides. It is a transcript of the gene rbm12ba, whose product is annotated as RNA binding motif protein 12Ba. Bases 227 to 2167 code for a protein of 646 amino acids. Gene Ontology annotation, cellular component: ribonucleoprotein complex; nucleoplasm. The transcript is spliced from 2 exons. Lineage: Eukaryota; Metazoa; Chordata; Actinopteri; Syngnathiformes; Syngnathidae. The record is from RefSeq and is a predicted model, not a curated record. Gene Ontology annotation, biological process: regulation of RNA splicing. Gene Ontology annotation, molecular function: RNA binding.